AUGAUCUCCAAACUUCUCAGUUCAGCAAUCAUAGCCUCUUCUGCACUUGCAUACCCAGCGCCCCCAGACGGUGGCGUGGGCGUUUCAGGUGACGAACUCCCUGAGUACACCCCAAUGUCCGACUUUGACACCGCCAGCUUUGUCGUUGGUGUUAACCAGGAGUUCCUGGAGUUAGACCUCUUUCACAACAUCCUCGCAUCAUUUCCAGACGAGGAUUUCGAAGCUGUUGGCAUUGACGCAUCACAGAGAUAUUACAUCCAAGAAAUGGCUGAGCAAGAGGUUGGUCAUGCAGAGAUGAUCAACAACAUUCUCGCGUCGGUUGGACAGACCUCCCAACAGUGCUCAUACAAGUACCCUUACACUACUGUGAGAGAGGCACUUGCGUUCGCAGAAUACAUCACUAGAUUCGGUGAAGCAGGUGUCUAUGGUUUCCUUCCUCAUUUGGACUCUCGCCCAAUCGCUCAACUUCUUCUCCAAAGUAUCACCACUGAGGCCAAGCAAGAAGUCUCUAUGGCAAUGAUGGCGGGUGAAUUCCCACAACCAUACUGGUUUAACAUGGGUCUCACUCAAGCUAUGGCUUGGAGCUUGUUGGUUCCUUACCUCGACAGCUGCCCAGAAAGCAACCCAAGAGUCGAGUUCCCAGUCUUCCCAGCUUUGAAUGUCACCAACGCCAACGCGACGCUCGACACAUCUAUCGAAUCCGCUGUCAGUAAUAACUACACACACGUAGCUCAACCUGGCAGACAGCUCGAGCUGCAAUGGGAGGCACCAGGUAUGGCUGUUGGACCAUCAGAGCAAAACUACACCACCGAUAAGAACCCAGAUCUUGGUGACCCAUCGCACGUCGCCUUCAUUCACCAACUUAAUGUCACAUAUGCUCCACUCGAAAACAUCGACACUGAGGCCAUGACAGCUACCACUAUCCACCCAGACUUUAUGAUGUACGGCAAGGGUAUGGGCGUUAAUGGAACUGUCUUCAUCGCAAUCACCGACGAAGAAGUUCCAGUCACACCAUACAACUUUAGCUUACUCAACGAUCACGUCCAUGCAUUUGGACCAUACUUUGCAGGUAUCUGA
This is a messenger RNA of Wallemia ichthyophaga EXF-994, 1077 nucleotides long. RefSeq names its product Protein rds1. Lineage: Eukaryota; Fungi; Basidiomycota; Wallemiomycetes; Wallemiales; Wallemiaceae. The transcript is spliced from 3 exons. Bases 1 to 1077 code for a protein of 358 amino acids. The record is from RefSeq and is a predicted model, not a curated record.